Molecule: messenger RNA, 1131 nt
Organism: Cynocephalus volans (Philippine flying lemur)
Lineage: Eukaryota; Metazoa; Chordata; Mammalia; Dermoptera; Cynocephalidae
Gene: PPIC
Product: peptidylprolyl isomerase C
Exons: 5
Coding region: 36-674 (212 amino acids)
Biological process (GO): protein peptidyl-prolyl isomerization; protein folding
Molecular function (GO): peptidyl-prolyl cis-trans isomerase activity
Source: RefSeq, a predicted model, not a curated record
UCCCGGAGCCGUCACAGUCACUGCCACCGCUCACCAUGGGCCCGGGGCCCCGGCUGCUGCUACCUCUCGUGCUUUGCGUGGGGCUCAGCGCGCUCGUGCUUUCUUCGGGGACCUCGGGCGUCCCCAAGCGAGGCCCCUCGGUGACGGCCAAGGUCUUCUUUGAUAUAAGGAUUGGAGACAAAGAUGUUGGCAGAAUUGUGAUUGGCCUCUUUGGAAAAGUUGUGCCCAAGACUGUUGAAAAUUUUGUUGCUCUAGCAACAGGAGAGAAAGGAUAUGGAUAUAAAGGAAGCAAUUUUCAUCGCGUCAUCAAGGACUUCAUGAUUCAAGGAGGGGACUUCACCGCUGGAGAUGGCACUGGCGGUGUGAGCAUUUAUGGUGCAACAUUUCCAGAUGAGAACUUCAAGCUGAAGCACUAUGGCAUAGGGUGGGUCAGCAUGGCCAAUGCUGGUCCUGACACCAAUGGCUCUCAGUUCUUUAUCACCUUGACCAAGCCCACUUGGUUGGAUGGCAAACAUGUGGUAUUUGGAAAAGUCAUUGAUGGGAUGACAGUGGUGCACUCCAUAGAGUUGCAACCUACCGAUGGGCACGACCGCCCACUCACCAACUGCUCAAUCGUCAACAGUGGCAAGAUAGAUGUGAAAACACCCUUUGUGGUUGAGGUUGCUGACUGGUGACACAACUGACAGAAGACAACACACUCUGGCGGGGGGUGUGUGUGUCCUCCUAUUCUUCAAAGUUAUUGUUUUGCUUUGCUUUUUUACUUUAAUUUUCUAUCCAGAUCACAGGAAAGUAAUAAUCAAUCACUCAAUGUUUCAUUUGCAUGAAUUUUGGUAAAUCACCUACUUAGGGACUUUGAACUUAAAAGACAUCCUUCCUACAAUGGUGCUAUUUUUAAACUAGAAAACUUUGUAUUGGCUAUUUUUUUUUUUUUAAAGAAUACAGUCUUUUUUUUUUUUUUUUUUUUUUUUUUGCUGAAUUUAUUAUGGUUCCCAUGUUGGGCAAUGCUGAAGAUUUGUCUGAAAAAGAUGAGGAAGUGAAGUUUAUUAUUUUGAAUUCAAACAGAAAUCAGGUAAAUGGAAAUUUGAUUAGUAUAAUCAGAUACAUGUAAUAGGGAAUUUUUACCUGAUAAAA